This is a messenger RNA of Fraxinus pennsylvanica, 2322 nucleotides long. The record is from the annotation of a GenBank genome assembly. Lineage: Eukaryota; Viridiplantae; Streptophyta; Magnoliopsida; Lamiales; Oleaceae.
AUGACGAUUACACCUAAAAUCUCUGUCAAUGAUGGGAAUCUUGUGGUUCAUGGGAAGAUCAUACUCACUGGAGUGCCUGACAACAUUGCACUGACCCCAGGAUCAGGCGGGGGACUUGUUACUGGUGCAUUCAUUGGUGCUACAGCUUCAAAUAGCAAAAGCCUGCAUGUCUUCCCCGUCGGUGUCUUGGAGGGUGUUCGCUUCUUGAGUUUAUUCCGUUUCAAGCUGUGGUGGAUGACUCAGAGAAUGGGAACAUGUGGGAAGGACAUUCCUUUAGAGACCCAAUUCAUGCUCAUGGAGAGCAAAGACACUACGGAAGGCGAACAUGAAGAUGCCCCAACCAUUUAUACCGUCUUCCUGCCACUCCUUGAAGGCCAGUUCCGUGCCGUUCUUCAAGGCAAUGAGAAGAAUGAGUUGGAGAUCUGCCUUGAGAGUGGAGAUAUUGCUGUUGAAACCAACCAAGGACUUAAUCUUGUUUAUAUGCAUGCUGGGACAAAUCCUUUUGAAGUCAUCAACCAGGCUGUGAAAGCUGUUGAAAAACACAUGCAAACUUUUCAUCACCGAGAGAAGAAAAAGUUGCCCUCUAUUCUUGACUGGUUCGGCUGGUGCACAUGGGAUGCUUUCUACACCGAUGUGACCGCCGAGGGUGUUGAUGAAGGCCUUAAGAGCUUAUCUGAUGGAGGAACACCACCACGUUUCUUGAUCAUAGAUGAUGGCUGGCAACAGAUUGGUAAUGAGGCCAAGGAAGACCCCAAUUGUGUUGUACAAGAAGGAGCUCAGUUUGCAAACAGGCUAACAGGAAUAAAAGAGAAUGAAAAAUUCCAGAAGAAUGGAAAACUCGUCGACCUGGGAUCAGGCCUGAAGCAUGUCGUUGAAGAAGCCAAGCAACAUCAUAAUGUCAAGAAUGUUUAUGUAUGGCAUGCUUUAGCGGGUUACUGGGGUGGAGUGCAUCCCGCUGGUCCGGGCAUGGAACAUUAUGACGCUGCCUUAGCAUACCCCGUGUCGUCUCCCGGUGUACUAGGAAACCAACCUGACAUUGUUAUGGACAGUCUUGCGGUUCAUGGCUUGGGUUUGGUGCACCCAAAGAAGGUCUUCAAUUUCUACAACGAGCUUCAUGCCUAUCUGGCUUCAUGUGGGGUAGAUGGAGUCAAAGUCGAUGUGCAGAAUAUCAUCGAAACUCUGGGUGCUGGCUAUGGAGGUCGAGUUUCUCUUACACGAAGCUACCAUCAGGCACUCGAGGCCUCUGUAGCAAGGAAUUUUCCAGACAACGGAUGCAUUUCGUGCAUGUGUCACAAUACUGACGGGAUCUACAGUGCCAAACAGACUGCUAUAGUUAGAGCUUCUGAUGAUUUUUGGCCUCGUGAUCCUGCAUCUCACACCAUCCACAUUUCUUCCGUGGCUUACAACACACUAUUCUUAGGAGAAUUCAUGCAACCUGAUUGGGAUAUGUUCCACAGCUUACACCCAGCUGCUGACUAUCAUGCUGCUGCUAGAGCUGUGGGCGGAUGCACAAUUUAUGUCAGUGACAAGCCCGGUAACCACAACUUCGAGCUUUUAAAAAAGCUGGUGCUGCCUGAUGGAUCGGUUCUCCGUGCACAAUUGCCAGGCCGACCCACAGUCGACUGUCUAUUUGCUGAUCCAGCUAGAGACGGGACCAGCUUGCUUAAAAUUUGGAAUGUUAAUAAAUGUUCGGGAGUGGUUGGUGUCUUCAAUUGUCAAGGUGCUGGUUGGUGCAAGGUUGAAAAGAGGACACGUAUUCACGAUGCUUCUCCAGGUACUCUGACCGGUUCUGUCAAAGCCACUGAUGUAGACUCCAUAGCCCAAAUUGCUGGACCAGAUUGGAAUGGAGAUGCAGUAGUGUAUGCCUAUAGAUCAGGCGAGGUAGUUCGGUUACCAAAAGGUGCUUCACUGCCCGUGACGCUCAAAGUUCUCGAGUAUGAUCUUUACCACUUUUGUCCUGUGACGGAUAUUACAGCAAACAUUUCAUUUACCCCAAUUGGUCUGCUCAACAUGUUCAACUCUAGUGGUGCCGUGGAGCAUUGUGAAGUCCACUUGGCAUCUCAGAAGAAACCCAAGAACUUUGAUGGAGAGGUUGCCUCCGAUGGGCCUCUAAGCGCGGACAGGUCACCACAAGCUACUGUAGUUCUCAAGGUCAGGGGGGCUGGUCUCUUUGGGGUUUACUGUUCUCAGCGCCCACUGAAAUGCACUGUUGCCAAUAUCGAGACCCAGUUUCAUUAUGAAGAUGCAACUGGAUUGGUGACUUUGACAAUCCCUGUUCCCAAUGAGGAAAUGUUCAAAUGGCCAAUUGAAAUUCAAGUCUAA